GCGCGCGAGCGGUGCGCUCAGCGCUUUUGCAGCCACUAGUGCAAAGGUGGGAUUCGAACCUGAACGGAUGGUGUUUCCCGGUCUCUCUGGGCGGAGGGGUCCGGGCGCUCCCCAGACAGGCAAACGCGGCAGAGCGUGUUCAGCCGAAGAGGACGGGGAGAGAGAGUCCAGCGUAGCACCCGAGUCAGACCUCAGGAAGCCUGGGUUAUUAUUACGGGCUGAGUGCUCUAACCUGGUGCUUCGGGGCUGGGGUUCUGGAAUCAAAGACGUGGGUUUCAGGCUCAUUUCUGUCACUUCCUGACUGUGUGACCCUCCUUGGUUUCAGUACUUAAAACUCGGAGCUUCAGGGGGUUUUACCUGUAGAGAUCACACUACCCCUAUUAUUACUAGAUUAAGAAUAGACGGAGAAAUGUGUAUUGCCAGGUGCUCAGAGAUUGGUGGCUGAUAUUUCAAAAGCAAGCAGACAGGACAAGGAAUAUUUGGGGUUGGAUGUUGGGUUGGGGCUGUGCAUUGACCUGGAAGGUCUCUAUCUCUUAGGUAGACGGUGGGCGGGGGCCCUUGGCAUCUUUUGAAGUCUUUUCUUGAACAACUUGUGCCUUUAGAAACCUAAAGGGCACUUCCUAUUUCUGGAGAUCAGUCUUCCUGUCUGAGAGAGAGAGACAGAGAUAAUCCGUUUACUCUGGCGGUGGUGGCAAAGGUUCCUCGACCAAACUCUACUUAGGUUACUCUGAACUCUCAACAAGGCCUUGGCUUUUGGACUUCUGUAUUCAUUUAUGCAUCGCCCAGUUUUAGCAAGAAUCCAGCAGGGUCACUUUAGCCAAUACCCCAACCCUUUAUACCUGAUUGGGUUCUUCACGCCCCAGCAUCCCUCAGGUGAUGUCUGAUCACCCCAGCUUGCCUUCAGGAAGAAUCCUACUAGGUUGAUUUUGUCAGAAUCCCUCGAUGUUUCCUCUUACUAAUUUUCCAUCCUCCUCCACCUUGGCUAUAAAGCCCCACUUUUCCUUGUUGUACUUGGAGUUGAACUCAGUAUCUCUUCCUUACUGCACACCCCCUUGCAGGGGUCCCUGCACCUACCUCUGGUCUGGAUAAAGCUUUACAUACCAUUGUGUAACACAUGAGUCACCUUUUCCUAAACAGUGAUUGAGAAAGUGCACUCCUCAUCUGUGCCUUUCUCCCUCUUUGUGUCUGCCUCUGUCUCUCUUUCUUGCACAGGCUGGCUCUCCUCUGCAUGGCUGGCUUCAGCCCUCAGUAGGGCUGAACGGAUUUUUGAGGGGAGACAGAUAUUUUACCUUUGUUUCUCUACCUUUAGCUUUGGCCUCAUGCCCUUUUGGAGAAAGCUGUUGAAGAAAAUAUUGCAGCUAAGGAGAUGCUGGUGGAGCCCAGUUAAACACCAAGAGCAAAUGUGAGCUGAAUCGAUGCUUUGUCUGUGACGAUGGAACCAUGGAAUCAGUCUGAAGGGAACUUCCCCUCUGUCUUCCGAGAAGCAUAUGUGUGGGUCGCUCAGUUGCUUGCAAACUUCUAGCCCUGAAAACAUCACUUCCAGUGUCUGGCCAGAGGUACAGGGAGAGACAGAUUUGACCUUUCAGGCACAAGAAAGAGCAAGACUUGCCCCAGACAAUGGCGACCACACCUGGUCUCCAGCCUCCACCACCCCUGGAGCAAGACGAGAUCCUGAUCGUGAAGGUGGAGGAGGAUUUCUGCUGGGAAGAGGAGCCUUCUCUGGAGACAGAAGACCCCAGCCCUGAGACCUUCCGCCAGCUCUUCAGGCUCUUUUGUUACCAGGAGGUGGCCGGACCACGGGAGGCCCUGAGCCGCCUUUGGGAGCUCUGCUGCCGCUGGCUGCGGCCUGAAUUGCGCACCAAAGAGCAGAUCCUGGAGCUGCUGGUGCUGGAGCAGUUCCUGAUGGUGCUGCCUGGGGAGAUCCAGGCCCGGGUGCGGGAGCAGCAGCCGGAGAGUGGUGAGGAGGCCGUGGUCCUCGUGGAAGGGCUGCAGCGGGAGCCCAGGAAGCAGAGGCAGCGGGGCCUGGAAGUGCUCCCUGAUGAUGUACUGCCCCACGGGACAGGAGAACAGUGCUUGAAACACCAAGUGGAGGCUGAGCCAGAGGAGCUGUCUCUGGAGGAAGGGUCUGGAUGCUCCAGCCAGCAGCCCCCAGCCCAACUGAGCCACACACCAAAGAGGAGCCCCCAGCUCUGGCCAAAGAGGGGCCCAGUGGCCUCCCAGCAUCAGGAGAUGGCACCAGCCACGUCCUUCGUUUCAUCCUGGUCCCAGCAGGUGCCGGUGACCUUGGAGGACGUGGCGGCAUACCUGUCCCAGGAGGAGUGGGAGUGCCUGGACCCGGCUCAGCGGGGCUGCGUCUGGGAUGUGCUGCCCGACAGCGGGGGGCUUGGGCUGCAACUUGAGGAUGGAGAGGGCGCCAGGCAGGACGUGCCGACGAGAAGGGAGCAGGACCGAGAGCUGGUUGGGGGCAUGACCAGGCCUGAGCAGUCUCUGGAAAGAGGAGGACCCCGGCGGGGUGAGAAGCCGUACGCGUGCCCUGAGUGCGGCAAAGGCUUCAGUAAGACGUCCCACUUGACCAAGCACCAGCGCACACACACCGGGGAGCGGCCCUACAAGUGUCAGGUGUGCGGGAAGGGCUUCAGUGACCGCUCCAACUUCAGCACACACCAGCGGGUGCACACGGGCGAGAAGCCCUAUGCGUGCGCGGAGUGCGGGAAGCGCUUCAGCCAGAGCUCCAGCCUGGUCAUCCACCGCAGGACACACACCGGCGAGCGGCCCUACGCCUGUGCCGAGUGUGGGAAGCGCUUCAGCAACAGCUCCCACUUCAGUGCGCACCGGAGAACGCACGCGGCUGAGAAGCCCUUUGUGUGCCCGGCCUGUGGCAGGGGCUUCCGCCGGGGCACCGACCUCCACAAACACCAGCGGACCCACAGCAGAGAACAGCGCCCCCCAGGCCAGCGGAGCCCCACAGCACGGCUCCGGGAGGCCCCUGGGCCAAAGCCUGGCCGCCGCUCAUUGAACUGUCCAUUUCCGGGAUCUGUUUCAGAAUUUCAAGGUCACAGUUCAUGAAGCUGCUGGAGUUGUUUCUGUUUUGGAACCAAAAUCCUAACCUUAAGGCAUUUCACACUGAUCCCAUUUGCCCCUGGUGUGGGCCCAGCUUGUGGCAGUGGGACAUUUCAGGUGCUCAGGCCCAAGGAGGAAUCUGGACACGGAGUUCGGCAGUGGCGGCUAGACACCAAGCCGGGUGUACAUGGGUCCUGGGGCUGCUGUACAAAUGGCCACGACCUGGGUGGCUCAGCACCACAGGGACGGACUGUCACAGUUCAGGAGGCCAGAAGUCCAAAACCAAGAUGUGGGCAGGGCUGCCUCCUUCUGGAGGCCCGGACGGAGAGACCAUCCCAGGCCUCUCUCCUGGCUUCUGCUGUUGCCGGUGUUCCUGGUGUCCAUGGUUUGUGGCCACAACACUCCCAUCUCUGCCUCUCCCGUGUCUCUGGUGUCCUCUUGUAAGGGCACAGUCAUUCCAUUUAGGGCCCCUAAUCCCGAAUGACAGCAUCUUAACUAAUUACAUCUGCAAAGACCCUGUUUCCAAAUCAGGGCACAUUCUGAGGUUCUGGAUGGACAUGAAGUUGGGGGACACUCAGUCCACUUCAGGGAAACCUCAGUGGCUCCCAUUCCUUACAGGAUUAACAUACCCCAGCCUUCCCUGGUCUCCCCCCUUUCCCCUCCAGCCUUGCCAUAUUUUCAAAACAUAGCCUGUGAGGACUUGUUCCGUAUCCCAGUGGUGUCAGCGGGCAGUGGGAUGAGUUGUGGGUCACCUGCCUAGAGCCACAGCUGUUCUAAAGGACAGAUGACUCAUGUGAGUACGCUUCCCUGAUAGCCCAUCUUCUGACCUCCACAGGCGUGUGAGGAAGCCUGUGGAGAUGACUGACAUCUGUCCCCACAGCAGGAGCCAGGGCCGCCUUUGCUCCAUCCCCAAGUGGCCAGGACAGAGGCAGCAUUGGUUGCCCCACUUUGUCCUUCUGCGGUGGACAUGCUUCUGAUCUGUGCACAUCCACUAUCUCCUGGGUGGCUGAGGGGAACAGUAUAGAGUACUUGUUCCAUUUAGUCAUCACUGAAGUCUUGGGGGCAGUUGCUGAAACCACUGGGUUCUGGAACAUUCCAUGCAGGGAGUAUGGCAGUUUCCCAUGGCUGGGUGGCCUUGGACCUCAGGCUGUGCUCCAUUCUAUUUGUCACCCAAUCACUGUAUAUAUUUUCACCUUCCAGCAUAACCCAGGUUCCAGGGUGCAUGACCUACUCUCUGUUUCCCUAAUAAACAAAGCGGGUCCUUCUG
Molecule: messenger RNA, 4327 nt
Organism: Neofelis nebulosa (Clouded leopard)
Lineage: Eukaryota; Metazoa; Chordata; Mammalia; Carnivora; Felidae
Gene: ZNF500
Product: zinc finger protein 500
Exons: 7
Coding region: 1618-3066 (482 amino acids)
Biological process (GO): regulation of transcription by RNA polymerase II
Molecular function (GO): DNA-binding transcription factor activity, RNA polymerase II-specific; RNA polymerase II cis-regulatory region sequence-specific DNA binding
Source: RefSeq, a predicted model, not a curated record